Molecule: messenger RNA, 5846 nt
Organism: Dunckerocampus dactyliophorus (ringed pipefish)
Lineage: Eukaryota; Metazoa; Chordata; Actinopteri; Syngnathiformes; Syngnathidae
Gene: cpne5a
Product: copine Va
Exons: 15
Coding region: 889-2100 (403 amino acids)
Biological process (GO): cellular response to calcium ion
Cellular component (GO): plasma membrane
Molecular function (GO): calcium-dependent phospholipid binding
Source: RefSeq, a predicted model, not a curated record
UGUAGUCCUUAAUAUCAUUCAUCAUUGUAUGUGCAUGUCUUUCACCUUUGGAUUUUAAUGGAAAUCAAAACUGACGGCACCCAAGCCCUCAAAUGAGUAAAUUAGGCUUCAUUUCACACUGUUUUUUUUUUUUUAGCUUUUCUUCUCACCUUUGACAAAGUGUAAGGUUUUAUUCCUCCGGAGGUCUACUAAUCAAAGUUACAUUUGCAUCACACACACACUCUGCAUGUGAUUAUCACAUUGUUUCAGCAUAUUAUCUUUCCAAUUAGUAUUUACAUUCUUCAAGAAAACAUAUAAGCUAUUCUAAAUUCAUUGAAAAAUACAUUAUUUUGUGGUGUUUUAUGUAUAAAUGACAAAAGUGAAGUCAUCCUUCAAUUGAUGCUGAAUUGACGAGUAUUACAAACAACAUUUGUUUUGAAUACUACCAGACUUCACACCACUCGUGAUGUUUGUGCCGCUGCAUUGAUUUCAUUGUUAUGUUGUGGUUUUAAAACCUGCCGUGCUGUAGAAACAGAUGGCUGUUAAAAGCCUUUCUGCCUCCACUCCUCCACUCAUUGUCCUCUUGUGAGUUUCUUUUAAUUUUCUCAGACUUUACCCUCACCGCAUUAUGCCGAGCUGCUCUUUCAAAUUCACCUUUUGCUCUUCUUUUUAUUUUGCACUUGGUUGAUGACGCUCUGAUUAUUUGAGUGGUGUGCCUUCUGUUCCAUGAUAUGCUCUGUUGUGUCACUGCUGCUGCCCGGUCUCUCUCUCUUUUCCUCCUCCUCCUUCUCCACUUCGGAAAAAGCCAACCGACUUUAACGAUUUCCUGGGACAGGUCUACUGUACACUGGGGGAGAUUGUGGGCUCUCCUGCGAGCCGCUUGGAGAAGCCUUUGGGGAUUACGCCACCAUGCAGUUUUGUGCCAACAAACUGGACAAGAAGGACUUUUUUGGAAAGUCAGACCCCUUCAUGGUCUUCUACAGGAGCAAUGAAGAUGGCACGUUCACCAUAUGCCACAAGACAGAAGUCGUGAAGAACACUCUAAACCCGGUUUGGGAGCCCUUCUCCAUCCCCGUGCGAGCGCUCUGCAACGGAGACUAUGACAGGACAAUCAAAGCGGAAGUGUAUGACUGGGACAGAGAUGGAAGUCAUGAUUUCAUUGGUGAAUUCACCAGCAGCUACAAAGAGCUAUGUCGAGGUCAAAGCCAAUUAAACGUCUAUGAGGUGGUGAACGCCAAGAAGAAAUUAAAGAAAAAGAGAUACAUCAACUCCGGAACAGUGUCCUUGUUGGCAUUCAACGUGGAGUCAGAGCACACAUUCCUGGAUUACAUUAAAGGAGGGACGCAGAUUCACUUCACAGUGGCAAUUGAUUUCACAGCAUCGAACGGAAAUCCGUCCCAGUCCACUUCCCUUCACUACAUGAACCCGUACCAGAUGAAUGCCUAUGCCAUGGCCCUGAAGGCGGUGGGGGAGAUCAUCCAGGACUAUGACAGUGAUAAGAUGUUCCCUGCAUUGGGAUUUGGUGCUAAGCUGCCCCCUGAUGGGAGGGUCUCUCAUGAGUUCCCUCUGAAUGGCAACAUUGAGAACCCCUACUGCAACGGUAUGGAGGGGAUUCUGGACGCUUACCAUCAAAGCCUUAAGAGAGUUCAGCUGUAUGGACCCACCAACUUCGCCCCUGUUGUUAAUCAUGUGGCAAGGUACGCAGCAGCAGUGCAGGAUGGAUCUCAGUACUUUGUCCUGCUCAUCAUCACUGAUGGCGUCAUUUCGGACAUGGCUCAAACCAAGGAGGCCAUAGUGAAUGCAGCAAAACUCCCCAUGUCAAUCAUCAUUGUUGGAGUCGGCCAAGCUGAGUUUGAUGCCAUGGUGGAGCUGGAUGGUGAUGACAUCAGGAUUUCCUCACGUGGAAAGCUGGCAGAGAGAGACAUUGUACAGUUUGUUCCAUUCAGAGACUACAUGGACCGCACAGGGAACCACGUUCUGAGCAUGGCCCGACUGGCGAAGGAUGUACUGGCUGAAAUCCCGGACCAGCUCAUCUCCUACAUGAAGACCAGAGCUAUUAAACCCAAUGUCGUUCCACCAACUUACUUGCCUGACAACUAUUGCCAAACCAACUCUGUCUGAAGUCCCUCACACUGCCCCACCGUGUAUUUGUUUUGGAGGCCUCAUACAGUGGUGUGAAAAAGUGUUUGCCCCUUCUUGAUGUCUUAUUUUUUUGCAUGUUUGUCACACUUAAAUGUUUCAGAUCAUCAAACAAAUUUAAAUAUUAGUCAAGGACAACACAAAAUGCAGUUUUUAAAUGAAACUUUGUAUUAUUAAGGGAGAAAAAAAUCCAAACCGACAUGGCCCUGUGUGAAAAAGUGAUUUCACCCUAAACCUAACACCUGGUUGGGCCACCUAUAGCGUUUACAGUAACUUGCAAUGAGUCUCAUACAGUGCUGUGGAGGAAUUUUGGACCACUCAUCUUUGCAAAAUUGUUGUAAUUCAGCCAAAUUUGAGGGUUUCCCAGCAUAAACCGCUUUUUUAAGGUCAUGCCAUAGCAUCUCAAUAGGAUUCGGGUCGUCAUUUUGUUUUUCUUCAGCCAUUCAGAGGUGGACUUGCUGGUGUGUUUUGGAUCAUUGUCCUGCUGCAGAACCCAAGUUUGUUUCCGUUUGAGGUCACAGAUAGAUAGCUAACAGAUAGCUGACAUUCUCCUUCAGGAUUUGUUGGUAAACAGCAGAAUACAUUGUUCCAUUUAUCACAGCAAGUCUUCCAGGUCCUGAAGCAGUAAAACAACCCCAGAUCAAUACACUACCACCACCAUAUUUUACUGCUGGUAUGGCGUUACUUUUACGCCAGAUGUAAUGGGACACACACCUUCCAAAAAGUUCAACUUUUGUCUCGUCAGACCACAGAGUAUUUUCCCAAAGGUCUUUUCGUUCAGCAGUGGUUUUGGUCUUGGAACUCUGCCAGGCAGGCCGUUUUUGCCCAGUGUCUUUCCGAUGGUGGAGUCAUGAACACUGACCUUAACUAAGUGAGGCCUGCAGUUUUUUGGAUGUUGUUGUGGGGUCUUUUGUGACCUCUUGGAUCAGUCGUCGCUGCGCUCCUGGGGUCAUUUUGGUUGGCCGACCACGACUGGGAAGGUUCACCACUGUUUCAUGUAUUUGUCAUUUGUGUUUCGCUGGAGUCCCAAAGCUUUAGAAAUGGCUUUAUAACCUUUUCCAGACUGAUAGAACUCAAUUCAUCUCAGUUAAGUUAUGUCUUAACUGGGAGGGGAGACAAUUUUCUCCCUUAAUAAUCAAAAAUUUCAUUUUAAAACUGCAUUCAUUUCAGUUGUGUUAUUAGUCAUUGACUAAUAUUUCAAUUUGUUUGAUGAUCUGAAACAUUUAAGUGUGACAAACAUGAAAAAAAAAAUUAGGAAGAGGGCAAACACUCUUUCACACCACUUUCCCUUUAGUGAAUCCAAUAGAGGUGAGACUCCAUUUCUGUUUUGAAGCAAAAAGAUUUGCAGCUUUGAGGGCCCCUACGGGAGGAAGAUGGAGGAGUUUUUGUGUUUGACUCACUUUGGAGGGCGAGAGGGUCCUCAGAGGAGCCCAUGGGUGCCACGGGAGGUUUCAUUGUUUGCUGUCAAAGUGGUGAGUGAUGUCAUAGAUAGCAAGAAAAUACAUAGGAAGGGCGUACGUAUAUUAGAAUGUGCAAGUGUGUAUCAUGUGUGUGAUACCUUUUACAAUUGCUGUGUGUUGAUGUAGAAAAUCAUAUGUAUACUAAUUUAUUUAUUUAUUUAUUUAUUGCAGUAAUUAUUUAUUCUCUUUGGGUGGGCUUUCAGAAGGUGGGAGGGGUCAAAAGUCGUAUUUUCCAUGGAGUUUUCCAUCCUAUAUUUUAUGACCUAUGUUAUUAUAAUAUUAAAGAAAAUAAAUCCCACUUUCUACUUUGAUAAAUACUGUAAUAUAAAAAGCAUGUAAUGUAUAUUAGGCAUUUUAUGGAUUGUCUGACCAUUUUUUGAUUGCAAGUUAGUUGUGGAUGACCUCCCGCCAGCCUGUUUUCUUCUUAUUAUUCUUAUACCUGUUUCUAGUAUUUCUAUCAAAACAAUGCACUAAUUACCACCCAAAUUAAAAGCACAAAGGUUAUUAUAUUACUAAGUGAAACAUUUGUGUUUUAAAAGAACCAACAGCAGAAUGAGUUCAUCUAUUUACACAGCUGGAAGGCAGUGAUUGGAAAUAUGUAUUGCUCAUGAUAUUUGCCACAAACAGUAUGUUUACAGAGAGCACACACCUUUUUACUAGUUAGCAUCCAGUACACAUCACACAUUAAGCAGUAUAACGCACUAUGGUCCAUUAUGUGUAAUAUUACUUAAAUAUUGUACAGUAUUUUACAUUAUUUAAUCUGCCACUAUUUUUCCAGAUAUGCUGUUAUUAAGGUCCACGUAUAAGGCUGAAUAAGACAGUUGAACGCCCACCGCCAUUGUUUUGAGUAGUUUCUCUCAGUCAUUUGAUCCAAAUGUGCCUACAAUAUGGAAACAUAUCCAAAUUGACUUAGCCAGGUAUUAUUCUGCCAGCAGGUGUCAUGUUGUAGAUGCACAGGUUGCUAAGGAUAAAAGUGUUGAACAAUUAAGUGGAGGUUACACAUGUGUUAUGUAGUUUUUGUACUUCCUGCUCGUCACUAAUAAUCUUUGAAUAUAAUGUAAGGUAACAGUAUGACUGAGCCUUUUACAAUACUCGGAGUCAAGACCUGUUUACAGUUCAACCGGGGCCGUUUAUGUUUGCCUCAAGGAAGACGUAAACUUGUAUUGGUUUUAUUAAAAAUACUGUAUGUAUAUUGUUGCUCAUUUACAAUUAUUUAUUAUGUUCUCUGACAGUGUUGCAUAGAGCCGUUGUUUGGUUUUGUGAAGACAUUUAACGUAAAGCAAACAUUCUGAAAACACCAACUACACCCUACUGCAUACUUUUAUUCCUGAAAAAUGACAUACUGUAAUUUCUCUCUGUCAGGGGACAAACAGCAAACAACUUUCCAGUUAUUUAUUCAUCAGAAAUGAAAUGCGGCCAUGCAUUUAUGUUACAUAGCAUACAUAAAUACCAGAAUACCUCUACAGAAAGCCAUUCAAGCACAUGAAGCAUUAUGAAUGAGAAACAUUACAGUUAUUUUAUCAUGAAACAUAAUUUUGCUAUUCAUGGUCCUGAUUACGUUCAAAUAUAUGCCUAUUGAUUUUGUUUUGUGUGCACAUCAUUCAUGUGACCAAUACUUCUCAUUUAAAGUAGAGUUAGAUAGUCUGUUUUAAAUACCAAGACUAUAAGAAGCUACUUGACACUUAUGCAAAUGUGAAGCAUUACAUUAUUAUUAUUAUUAUUAUUAUUAUUAUUAUUAUUAUUAAGGAAUAUAUGUUCAUUUAAAUCUGAAGAUGUCAGUUCAGUUGUUGGUUAACUUCAUUGUAUCUCUUCCUUCAGGCUGAGCUCUAAUUGUGUACAUAUACUCAAUCUACGAAUUUUCAGUGCCAAAACUAUACUCAGUCGAACAUGGCAUCUUUAGACCUUGUGCAUGUGCGUGCCAAACAUGGCAGCAAGUUGGGUAGUCUGCCGUCAUGUCACCUGAUUACCGCAUCGGCCAUAUGCUUAACUUGUUCCUUGGGAUGUUCUUUGGACAUAGCAAGCACCUCAAGCAUGUUGCAUCUCUGCUCUGGUCCUAUUCUGUUCCUCAGAGACACAUACUGUACUGGUUCUUGCCACUGCUCCUCUUCUAUCCCAGGUUGUUCAACAUACCUCUCUAGGUCUCUGACUUGCAUGCUGAAUUAUUUCCAAACCAGGUGUUGGACAUGAUUGUCGUCAUGCUGUGGUUUGUGAAAUGCUUUGUAAUGGAUUGCCUUAAAUUAAGAUUAAUAAAAAUAUUGACAACUUUGA